AUCGUGGGACUAGUGGAGACAUGGAUGGAAGAAGAUAGAUGGGAGAAGAUCAAAAAUAAAUUGCCGAAAGACUAUGUGUGGGGCUUUGUACCAGCAGAGAAAGAGCAUAAAAAAGGAAGAGCAAAAGGCGGAAUAAUCACGGCAGUGAGAAAAAAAAUAAGGAACAUAGAAGUUAGGAAAUUAAAUGAAGCAGCGAUGGAAUGCAAAAUAGAGUAUAAUGGGAAGAAAUGGAGGAUAAUGACAGUGUACAGUCAAGAGAUAGAAAAAACAAUGGAGACAGUGAUGAAACACAUUCCAGAAGAAGAGGAAGAGUAUUUGACAGUAGGAGGAGACCUAAAUGCAAGAACAGGCAAUGAAGGAGGACCAGUGAGAGAGGAAGAAAAUGGAAAAAGAAGCGAGAGCAGGAGAUCGAUAGACAAGAUAAUAAACAGAGAGGGACGUAGAUUAAUAAGCAAGAUAGAAGAGAGAGGCUGGGCGAUAAUGAAUGGCAGCUACGGAGAGGAGGGAGGAUGGACAUAUAUAGGGGAGAGAGGAUCUUCAGUCAUAGAUUACGUGAUAGGAAAUGAUGAAACAAGCGAAGAAAUUAAAGGAAUAGAAGAAGGCAACAGGACAGAAUCAGAUCACAUACCAUUAGAGAUAGAGUUGAUGGGGACAAGACUAUGGGAAGAAAAAGAUAAGGAGACAGAGAUGGAAAUAGAGAGAAGCGAUUGGACGGAAGAGGGAGUUAAAAGCUAUCAAGAGAAAUGUGAAGAAUGGAAGAGCACACGGAAGGAUACGGAAGGCAUUUGGACGGAGAUAAAAAAAAGAUUAAAAACGCGAUCAAGAGAUAUAAAAAGAGAAUACUACCAUGGAAAUUAGGAAAAAGGGAAUGGUAUAAUAAAGAGUGGAAAGGAAGAAAGAGAGAGCUGAGGGGAAUGAAGAAAGGAAGGAUUAGCAAAGAAGACUAUGUGAAAAAAGGAGGGAACAUAAAGAGUGGUGUGAAGAACAGAAGAAGAAACACGAGGAGGAAGAAGAGGAAAAGGUUCUUAAAUAUAAGAACAGGCAGAGGCAUGGAAGUAUAUAAAUAGGUACAGAAAGAGGAAAUCAGAAGGGCCAAGCAAGGAUAUACAAAUAGACUGUUGGAGGAACCACUUUAUGGAGAUGCUAGGAGGCACGCGAGAGAGAGCGGUUCAGUAAAUAGAAAACGAGGAAUGCGAGGAAGAAGGGGCGGACAGAGAAGAAAUAGGUGGCAUCACAAAAGAAGAAUUGAUAGAAGUUCUGAUGAAAUUAAAGAAAGCAAAGGCUCCGGGAGAAGACGAGAUAGAGAACGAGGCAUGGAGGUUCAUGUCCAAGGAAAUCGGGGAAGAAUUCUGGAAACUAAUUAACAGAGUAUGGAAAGGAGAAAGAAUACCACAAGACUAAUAAAGGUCUAAUAUAUCCCAUCUACAAAAGGGGAGAAAAAAAUGAAAUUAAAAACAAUAGAGGAAUUACGUUGAUGGACACGGCAUGCAAGAUUUACGCGACGAUUCUAAACAGAAGACUGGAAAAAGAAGCGGGAGAAAAAUUGAUGGAAGGGCAAUUCGGAUUCAGAAAGGGAAGAGGAACGAUGGACGCGGUCUACAUAGUGAAUUACGUGGUUAAUAGGGAAUUGAGCAAAAAAAGAGGAAAGAUAUUUGCAUUAUUCGCGGACCUGAAAGCUGCAUUCGAUAACGUGGAUAGGAGGCUGCUAAAUGAAAGAUGAGAAAGGUACAGAUAGAGAACAAUCUCAGAUACCGAGUUAUGGAGACAUAUAGGGAAACAAAAAACAUAGUGAAAGUAGGAAACAUGAAGUCAGAGGAGUUUUGGACUGAAAAAGGCCUAAGACAAGGAUGUCCACUAAGCCCGACACUGUUCAAUAUACAUAUACAUGUCGGACUUGGAAGAAGAGAUGGCAAAAGGACAGACAGGAGGAGUAGUAAUAGGAAAGGAAAAAUGUUGAUCAAUAACAUAUGCGGAUGACGUAGUUCUACUGGCAAAUAAUGAAUAUGAUAUGAAGGAGAUGUUGAAGAGAUUCAGGAGGUUCCUACAAAGAAAAAGGCUAAAGCUGAGCCCGGAGAAGUAAAAAAUAACAGUUUUCGAGAAAGGUAGAGGUAGAACAAAAACGAGAGUGUGGAAAUGGAAAGAAGAGGUAAUAGAAGAAGUCAAAGAAAUCAAAUACCUGGGAUAUACUCUACAGAAAAAUGGGGGGACAGAGAAACAUAUAAAAGAAAGAAUAAAGAAGGCAACGGUGGCAAUGAAGAGAACGUGGAGCAUAGGAGAAAGAAUUUUCAGAGACAACUUCGAAAGAAGAACGAAGAUGUUUAACUCCUUGGUGGAAAGUAUAAUAGCCCUGUAUGGAGCGGAGGUGUGGGGCUGGCAGAACGACAAUAGACUGGACGGAAUAAAAAGGAAGUAUAUGAAAUGGAUUUUAAAAUUGGAUUGGAGAACACCUAACUACAUACUGACAGAGGAAACAAAGAUGGAAGAAAUUAAAGUUAAGGCGAUCAGAAGAGCAGUAAAGUAUAAAGAAAAAAUAAGGAAUUCAAAGAAAAAACUGAUACAAGAAUGCGUAAAGGAGCUGGAAAAGGAGCGCAGAGGAGAAGAAAAGAGUAAAUGGGAAAAGAAGAGAAGGGAAGUGUUGGAAAGAACAGGAAUGAGUAAAGAACAGGUGAGAAGAGAAAGAGAGAUAAGAAAUCAAAGAGUAGCAGAAGAAUUCAUGAAGAGAAUAGAAAGAAGAGAGACAGAAGGAAGACAAGUAAAGAUAAAUGAAUCAAGGUAUAAUGAUAACUACAAGAACAUAAGGACAGAAGGGCUGCCAAAAUAUUUGAAAGGGAAAAAGAAGAUGAAAGAUAGAAGUCUAAUAGCCAGAUUUAGGUGUGGAAAUGAGACAAAGGGAGACCAGUACUGGAGAGAGGAUGAAGAAAGGAGGUGUAGAUUUGUCACGGUGCGGAGGAGAAUAUGACACAUAUACUCAAAGAAUGUGAGAAGACAAAGAGUGAGAUGAGAGCGGAAGAAUUCAUAGGGGAAGAAGGUAAAGGACUAGAGAUAAUGAAGAGGAUAGAGAAGGCAAGAAGGGAAGCAGAAGAGAG
This is a messenger RNA of Trachymyrmex cornetzi, 3086 nucleotides long. RefSeq lists its product as uncharacterized. The transcript has a single exon. NCBI's taxonomy places the organism in Eukaryota, Metazoa, Arthropoda, Insecta, Hymenoptera, Formicidae. Gene Ontology annotation, molecular function: catalytic activity. The record is from RefSeq and is a predicted model, not a curated record. The coding region runs from base 25 to 858 and encodes 277 amino acids.